UAGAGAGCAGUAUUUGAAAAAAAAAACACACACACACAGCCGAAAUGGAAGAAACAAUGAAAUCACACAUCGCCAUUCGUUGUGCAAAAGCUGCAAUUCUGAUUUCUUCUCUGAAAUCUACCGGAAAUCCAUGGCUCAAGUCAACAGAAGACGACAAAGACGAGUAUGAGGAACGGGAGACGAUGAUGUUAAAGAGAGCGGUGGAGGAGCUGAAGAAAGAAUUGGUGAGGGAGAGAGUGAAGAGUCGGAAGAUGAGACUCUGUAGCGUGACGGAGUCGCUUCUUCAGAUCACGAUUCUGCUGUCGCUCUGGAGUCUCUUCCUGAUGAUUUUCUUCACUUUCCUCUGAAUUUUUCACAUCGUCCACUACUAUGGUAUCUGAUUGAAUUCUAUGUUCAAUACUAAACUCGCAUCGUCUGUAAUUUCAUUGGUGAUCUUUACCACAUUGUUCUGUUUCAAUUGCUUCUCUGAAUUUUUGCAUCAUCAACCACCAUGAUCGUUGAUGGUUUGUAUGUAACAGAGCACAGAUCUGUAAGUUUCAGG
Cornus florida is the source of this 541-nucleotide messenger RNA. RefSeq lists its product as uncharacterized. The transcript is spliced from 2 exons. The record is from RefSeq and is a predicted model, not a curated record. NCBI's taxonomy places the organism in Eukaryota, Viridiplantae, Streptophyta, Magnoliopsida, Cornales, Cornaceae. The coding region runs from base 45 to 347 and encodes 100 amino acids.